Molecule: messenger RNA, 3617 nt
Organism: Postia placenta MAD-698-R-SB12
Lineage: Eukaryota; Fungi; Basidiomycota; Agaricomycetes; Polyporales; Adustoporiaceae
Exons: 15
Coding region: 1-3309 (1102 amino acids)
Biological process (GO): protein deubiquitination; proteasome-mediated ubiquitin-dependent protein catabolic process; regulation of proteasomal protein catabolic process
Molecular function (GO): proteasome binding; cysteine-type deubiquitinase activity
Source: RefSeq, a predicted model, not a curated record
AUGCUUCCACCCAUGCUCUACGAUUUAUUCCAUGAUCCUAAUCACACCCUGUACAACAUUAGCCUCAAGGAAUCCCAAUUAGCGACCUUACAGUCAGCGACCUCGAUUCCACACGCGCCCUCACUCGAGGAGGUUGUGGAGACCGUUCCUCAUCCGCACGCGUACUUUUGCAAGGAGCACAAUGGUUGGGUAUUACUUCUCUGGCGGAAUUCAAGCGUCCUCCCCAAGCUUGCCCGCAAACUCGACCGCCUUCCGGACCAUGAUCGUCGCAAGCGGACCGGCUCAUGCGUUGGUGAGGGCGAGCAGCCGUUUGGCCAGGCGAACGUAACCCAUCACUGGCACCGUUACGAGCGUGCUGUCGACGCUCGCGAUCUCAAUCCGCCCUUUAUGCGUGAAGACACUUUGCUAGACCUUUAUGUCUGCUGCCAAUGUUCGAUGUACUGCUUAGUAUCAGACAUCAUUCCCGGUGUUAUCCCACGGCAGUUGGUCGACGAAUACACUCGCGACAGGCUUGCUCAUCCGCCGAUUGAAAGGACACCAACGGCGAGCGUUCUGAUGGGUUGGGAGACGUUCAUCUCCAUCAUUGAGAAACGUCUAUGGCAGGACGAGCAGCGCAUACUGCCCGUCAAGCGCGCCCGAUUCCAGCAAAAGGUCGGCUGGAGCGAGACAGUCAAGCAGAUCUUUGAUGUCUUAGGCUUUCCCAUGAGCAUAGUGCCGGAAACUAACGCACUUGGGACAUACAAGCCGCAGGUGUUGAACGCGCAAGCACUCGACGUUUACGAGUUGUUGCAAACUAAGAUCGGCGCGCAUGUUUCGCAAAUCCCCCGCGGCCUUUUACCAGAUGCGCUCGUUGGCCUUGAUAUACUCGAUUCCGCGUGGAAGGAGCUCGGCAUGACACAAACAACAUACUCAUGGGAAAUGCUUGCCUUCGCUUAUCUCGCCCAGUGCCGCUGCGAUCCCGCGAACACUCCUGACUACUUUACGGCUCUCUUUCAUAUCGCACAAGCACUCAACAAUGUCGGGGAGGCUGCGCCAGAGCUGCAGCAGCUUAUAAUCGAGGAGCGCACCCGCUAUCGCUACUCUCGAGAGGACCUCGCAGAGGCCAUCGCGGUACUCGGCUUCGGCAAGGACCGCGAGCUGCGCGUAGAGCUUGAUGCGGAUGUCGAUGACCAGUUCAUCCUUGAGGCAUGGCGGAGCGCACGGCGGCGCGCGUGGCGGGAAUCAAACGCCAAUGACCUGAGGCACAGACUCAACGAAGCGCUCCGGAUGCUGGCCGACGACCGCGGGAGCGCACUACUGCGUAAGGCUUGGGACGAGGAAAAGGGUACGGGCAUGUCACCAGACGCAGCGUACUCAACGCUCGAGGUGCCACGGGAGGUAGAAGAGACGAUGCUAAUUACCGUCUACGUGAUGCGGGUUGAGGACCAGCCAGGCCAGGCAGACAGGAUGCGCGAAGCGAUGAACGUAAUCGCCGAGGUCACGAAUAGCGAUAGGCUACGUCAAUUUCUCACUACGGGUAAUGACCCUGGUGAUGCAACCGCUCAAGUGAUGAGCUCAGAUAUGCCCCGCGGUUUGAAUCAGCUCGGAAACACGUGUUACUUAAACUCUCUGCUCCAGUAUUUCUACACCAUCAAAGACCUACGCGAGGCUGUCGCACCUUUGGCCAACGCCGACGCAAAGUCCCUCGACGACAGCAAAGUCACUGACGAUGACCUCAAACGACACAGAGUAGGUGGCCGGCUUGUCACCCGCCGCGAGAUCCUACGAUCAAAGAAGUUCGUGAGCCAGCUCGCGGAUCUGUUCUGGAACCUCGAAUAUUGCGACGUCCCCGCCGUCACACCAUCUAUCGAUCUCGCGAAACUGGCACUUGUUACCUCGCAGGACGAGGAAGAGGACGAUCAAGAUAGGACAGGCACCGAAUCAUCGAACGAUACAGACGCAACCUUAGUCGAAGACGCUCCUUCGCGCACUGGUCACGAACGCUCAUCGCCCUCGCCUCUCGAUAGCCCUACUGGCAGCGUCCUCGGGAAGCGUCAUCGUGACACGGCUGACAUUCCUAUGGAGCCAGAACGCUCGUCACCUCAGGAGGAGACAAGACCGCCGUCAGCGUCGUCCUCCGCACAAUCACCACAAGCAGUAGCAUCUUCCUCGAGACUCGAGCCUGCUGACCGGACAUUCGAUGUUGAAAUGCAAGAUGUUUCGCAGCAAGCCCAGAAGGCACCACCCUUACCCGCACGGCGACCACGACCCAUUGACGACUCCGUGAUGAUGUUUGGUAGACAGCACGAUGUGUCAGAGUGUAUGGACAAUUGUAUGUUCCAAAUCGAGACCGCGUUACUCGACUUCCAGGGCAACGCCGGCGCCGACAAUGACAAGACAAGCGUAGUGAAGAGACUUUUCUAUGGCAAGAAGCGCCAGCGUCUUACGCCGCUAUCUGCUGCUGAUGACGCGCGGCACAAGGCUUCCAUUCAUGAGAAGGAAGACUUGUUCUCGCAUCUGCAUGUCAAUGUCUCAGACGAGGGAUUCGAUCUGUACGAUGGGUUAGCCCGGUACUUCGAUGAUAUCGUUGAAUUGGAAGGCUUCAAGAAGCUAAUGGAGGUCUCCGUGGUGGAUCUCCCGCCAUUACUACAGAUCCAGCUGCAGCGCGUACAAUUCGAUCGCGAGACGCAGCAGGCGUACAAGUCACAAGCAUACAUCAAGUUCGAUGAAACAAUCUACAUGGACCGAUUCUUAGAUAGUGCAGACCGGGAGAAGCAGACGCGCGCAAAGGCAAUCCAAGCUGAUUUGACAGCCACCCGGGACCACAUUCAGCGGCUCACAAAAGACAAGCACGCGCCGUUCGCUCCUGCCCUGGCUGCAACUGCCGAGUUUCUCUCAACACAGGAUGUUAUUCAGCUACCUGACGUUGACGACCAACUGCUAUCAAGUCUGCGCAAUGAGCAAGAGCUCAUCACUGCGCAGCUCGAGCAGGAACGACAAAAGGCCGUGCAAUUGAAGCGAGAGAUCGACGAGAUUUGGAAAGAUGAUACGUCGGCAGCAUAUGAGCUCACAUCUGUGUUCAUUCAUCGCGGCUCGUCACCAUCUUGGGGUCAUUACUUUUUCUAUGCCCGCAAUCUCCCGGAGAACCCUGACCAAUGGUUCAAAUACAACGACUCGGACGUCAGCGUUGUCUCUAAAGAUGAGGUCCUGGCAGAUACGACCGGUUCCACCGCGAACCCGUAUAUGCUUGUCUUUGCCCGCAAAGAAUCUGAGGUGAUUCAGACCGUUCACCGGUUCGAUCCAUCGAAGCUGGCCGAAGCCGAAGGUUGAACAUGGACACGUCGAUGACUGCUGCUGCCCUCACUCGCUCACAUUUAUCUGCAUUGUUGUCGAUACCGCAAUUCCAAGUCAUGUAUGCAUCUCAUCUGCUAUAUAUAGGUCUAUCGAGGAUAAUACAAAGUAGCUGUAUACGCUGACUUCAAUAGUACGCGGGCAUACCACCAAUCCGUCCUUUCAGUCUUCACUGGUUGAUCAAUGUAAUCACACUUACGGUACUCAUAUGUCGAUCCCGAACGGCUUUGACUUGGUUUGAUGAAGCCGCUGUACCUAUAUACCAAGCUAUGACAAUCCUCUGUCUG